AAUGUUCCUGAGAACUGCUUCUCCUCUCUGUUCCAGGAUAAGCCCAACACAAUGUUCCGAGCAUUGUAAAUAUUUUCCUAAUUGAUGAGAUGAACUCAUCCAAGAAUCUCCAAAAUGGUGUGCAUUUACUUUGCACAGUCGGAACAGUGACCCUGACUCCCCUCACAAGUUUUGGUUCCUACCGGAAGCUCGGCGAAGCCCGCGGGGUCAGAGGGCGUCCACUCUCGUGCUCGGUCCACGGGCCUCCGCGACUCCGUCCGCUCGGACACCACCAUGCUGCGCAAGCUGACCCUCGACCAGAUCAACGACUGGUUCACCAUCGGCAAGACAGUGGCCAAUGUGGAGCUCCUGGGGUCUCCGCCCACCUUUCCUGCUGGCCCUCCUGGGCUUGGGCCGCAGGCUCAUCGUGCUCAACCCCAGGCUUAUGCCCAGGCCCAGGCCGAGAUGGAGGCCGAGGCCGAGGCCCUGACUCAGGCGGAGGCGAGGAGCAGAGAGGAGGCUCGGCGACCACCCCCGAGUGACCAGGCGGCAUCGGCAGCGGGUGGCAGCGUUGGCAGCAGACAGGCUCAUGCUCGAGCCGUGACCUCCCCGGUGGUUGGCGGGCUGCAUGAGAAAAAGAGCCCUGAAAUGGAAUAUAUAAACAAAUACAGACAAUUAGAAGCUCAAGAAUUUGAUGUGUGCAACAGUGAUCAUUCAAGCAGUGGACCAGGUCCAAAGCAACCUUUAUAUAAAUCAAGCAGUGUGCCGUCUAUCCCAGAAACAAAUUACAAAUAUCCUGAUUUGCCUAUAAUUCGGUGUAAGGAAGAGGUUAUUUCUUUGAUAGAAAGCAAUUCAGUUGUAAUUAUUCAUGGUGCAACUGGUAGUGGAAAAAGCACUCAGCUUCCUCAGUAUAUCUUGGAUUAUUAUAUUCACCGUUCUACAUACUGCAACAUUGUGGUUACUCAGCCACGGAAAAUAGGUGCCAGUAGCAUCGCAAGAUGGAUUAGUAAAGAGAGAUCUUGGACUUUGGGUGGUUUGGUAGGAUAUCAGGUUGGACUAGAGAAAAUAGCGACCAAAGAUACAAAGUUAAUUUACAUGACCACUGGUGUGCUGCUUCAGAAAAUAGUUGGUGCCAAAAGUUUGGCAGAAUUCACUCAUGUCUUCAUUGAUGAAGUACACGAACGUACAGAGGAAAUGGAUUUUCUCUUGUUGGUUGUCCGCAAACUUUUAAGGACAAACUCACGUUUUGUGAAGGUAAUUCUGAUGUCAGCUACUAUCAGUUGUAGAGAAUUUGCUGACUAUUUUGCUGUUCCAGUUCAGAACAAAAUGAAUCCUGCUUAUGUGUUUGAAGUGGAAGGCAAGCCUCACACAAUUGAAGAAUAUUACCUUAAUGAUUUUGUACAUGUUAAUCUUAUGAAGCUUCCUCAACAGCUCAUAGAUGAACCAAUGAUAACAAAAGAAAUGUAUGAAAUUGCCGUUUCCUUGAUUCAGUUGUUUGACGAAUUGGAUAUGAAAGAGAAUGGGGACAAGACCUUGUCAAGUACCAGCUUUGUGUCAGAACGCAGUAGUGUAUUGGUUUUUUUGCCAGGUUUAGGUGAAAUAAACUACAUGCAUGAACUCCUUACAAACAUGGUUCACAAAAGAUUGCAGGUUUAUCCUCUCCAUUCCAGUGUGACUUUGGAAGAACAAAAUAAUGUAUUUUUAACUCCAGUCCCUGGGUACAGAAAGAGUAUUUUAUCUACAAAUAUAGCAGAGAGCUCUGUCACAGUCCCGGAUGUCAAAUAUGUUAUAGAUUUUUGUUUGACUAGAACGCUCGUUUGUGAUGAAGACACUAAUUACCAGAGUCUCCGACUGACUUGGGCUUCUAAAACCAGUUGUAAUCAGAGAAAAGGUCGGGCUGGGCGUGUAUCUAAAGGGUACUGUUAUAGACUCAUCUGCAAGGACUUUUGGAUCAAUUGCAUCCCAGAUCAUGUAGUUCCUGAGAUGCUGCGAUGUCCAUUAGGAAGCACAAUCUUAAAAGUAAAGUUGCUUGAUAUGGGUGAGCCAAGAGCUUUGCUGGCAACUGCUCUUUCUCCACCCAGCCUUGGUGAUAUUGAACGGACCAUCCUUCUGCUAAAAGAGAUAGGAGCACUUGCUGUUAGUGGGCAGAGAGAAGAAGAAAAUCCCCACGAUGGUGAACUGACUUUCUUAGGACGGGUUUUGGCCCAGCUUCCUGUGGAUCAGCAGCUUGGUAAAUUAAUAGUACUUGGACAUGUCUUUGGCUGUCUAGAAGAGUGCCUUAUCAUAGCUGCAUCUCUCUCAUUGAAGAAUUUUUUUGCGAUGCCUUCCAGACAGCAUCUUGAUGGAUAUAGGAAUAAAAUGAAAUUUUCUGGCAACAGUAAGAGUGAUUGUAUUGCACUUGUUGAAGCUUUUAAAACCUGGCAGGCCUGCAGACAAAGAGGAGAAUUUCGUCAUCCAAAGGAUGAGCUUGACUGGGGACGGUUAAAUUAUAUUCAGAUCAAGAGAAUUAGAGAGGUAGCUGAGUUAUAUGAAGAACUGAAAAAUCGCAUCACACAAUUCAACAUGUGUGUGGAUACUCAGAGACCUGUGAUGGACCGUGAAUAUAUCUAUAAACAGAGAUUCAUCCUGCAGGUUGUAUUGGCUGGUGCUUUCUACCCAAAUUACUUUACUUUUGGACAGCCUGAUGAAGAAAUGGCAAUAAGGGAGCUUGCUGGCAAAGAUCCUAAAACAACUGUAGUGCUGAAGCAUAUUCCUCCCUAUGGAUUUAUCUACUACAAACAACUUCAGUCUCUCUUUAGGCAGUGUGGUCAAGUAAAAUCCAUUGUGUUUGAUGGUACAAAGGCAUUUGUGGAAUUUUCUCGUAAUCCAACAGAAAGAUUUAAAACUCUUCCUGCUGUGUAUAUGGCAAUUAAGAUGUCUCAGCUAAAAGUUCCACUUGAACUCAGUGUUCACACCGGUGAAGAAAUUGAAGGGAAGGUGCAAGGAGGCUCAGUUACAAAGCUGAGGAACACAAGAGUGAACGUGGACUUCCAGAAGCAGACAAUUGACACUAUGCAGAUCUCAUUAGAUGCUCUAGAGCAGUCACGAGCAAUUACAAGCCUUCUCUUAACCAUUGAGGUCACUGAGGUUGUAGAAGUUGGUCACUUCUGGGGUUAUAGGAUUGAUGAAAAAAACACAAAUAUUCUGAAAAAGCUAACAGUUGAAAUAAACCAGCUGAAAUUGGUGCCUUUGCUAGUUCGUCCAUAUCCUGAUUUAGUUUGUCUGGCACCAUUUGCCAAUUUGAAUAAAGAAACCUACUUUAGAGCUCAAAUCCUAUAUGUUUCUGGAAAUUCUGUUGAGGUCUUUUUUGUAGAUUAUGGUAAUAGGUCUCAUGUAAGCCUAGACCUUUUAAUGGAAAUCCCUUGUCAUCUUCUAGAGCUUCCAUUUCAGGCUCUGGAAUUCAAGAUUUGCAAGAUGCGUCCUUCUGCAAAGUCUCUUGUAUGUGGAGAACAUUGGAGUUAUGGGGCCAGCCAAAGGUUCGCUGCUUUAGUCAAUGGCUCUGCUCUCAUAGUGAAAGUUUAUUCGGUCGUACACAGUGUUCUACACGUGGAUGUAUAUCGUUACUCUGGAAUUAAAGAAGUGGUGAACGUUCGAGAUAUGCUUGUCAAAGAAUGCUAUGCUGAGUUAGCAGAGGAGUCUUAUGAAUCUAAACAAAGCAAUGAAAUGCUGAAGGAAUUCUUUUCCAAGUCAGUGGAAAAUGCUGCCAGUGCAACUAUACCACCAUCAAUUCACAGUAAAGAGGAUGAAAAGUUUCUGAUCCGAAUAUUGUUAGACAGCUUUUCUGCUAAUAAACUUGGUGCCCCAAAUUGUAAGGUACUACUUCAUGGUCCUUUUAAUCCCUACGAGCUCAAGUGUCACAGUAUGACCCGAAUAUCUAAGUUCAGGUGUGUAUGGAUUGAAAAAGAGAGUAUAAACUCUGUUAUUAUCAGCGAUGCCCCUGAAGACCUCCACCAGCGGAUGUUGGUUGCUGCUUCUCUUUCAGUAAAUGCAACUGGAUCUACUAUGCUACUGAGAGAAACCUCUCUGAUGCCUCAUAUUCCGGGACUGCCAGCAUUGCUUAGUAUGUUGUUUGCCCCAGUUAUGGAACUGAGGGUUGAUCAAAGUGGAAAGUGUUACACUGGUGCCCUUUGUGGUUUGGGGUGGAAUCCAACUACUGGAACACCAGUACUGCCAGAGCAUGACAUUGAGUUGGCAUUUGAUGUCCAGUUGAAUGUGGAAGACAUCGUUGAGAUUAACAUUCUUCGGGUAGCUAUUAACAAGAUAGUUUGUGAUGGACCAAAUGGGUGCAUGUAUCUUGGGCCUGAAAGAAUUGCACAGCUACAAGAUAAUGCUCGGCAGAAACUUUUAGGUCUGUUCUGCAAAUUGAAACCAAGAGAAAUAAUUGUUCCCACAUGGUAUGAAAAAACAUAUGAUUGGAAUCAGGUAGAUCCAAAGCUGAUCAUGGAACAGUCUGACAGGGAGAGCGGAAGAGGAAAACGUACAUUCCUCUAUCAGCUUCAUAAACUGAUUGUAUUAAGUACCUAGAUAGUUCAUCGAAUCACAAUCAAGAUUCAGCAUAAAGGAAGUUAUGUAAAAAUGGGUUUAAGUUCUUUGUACCUUUCUUUUACCAAGAAUUGUCACCAGUGGGCCUACAGUCCACUGCACUGGAGAGGGGGACAUCCAAGGGCUUCCACAGCUUGUAAGGGGGACUGGAGGUGGGAAUAGGAUAGUGUAGUGGGAGCAUGGGAAAUCCAGCCUUUCCAUAAAAAAAUGAAAAAUCAUUGUAGAAAAUAACUUUUUUGCCAAAGCUGUUCAGAAGGAAGAUUUGUUUAAAGAAGAGCUCCUAUUUCCUUUUUACUCUGCUGCUAAUUCAGGUAGUAUGAGGUGGACAGAGUAGCUAAUAUUCUGUGUGCUCUUCUGAAAAUGGGGGUAUUUUUCUGUUGUUUCAGCAGUUUAAAGGCUUAUUCAAGAUACAAGGCCUAGGAAGCUUGGGUUGUCAUGAGGGGAAGUCUAAGUGAUGUUUAUGGCAUAUUCUAAUUUUUGUUUUGUGAGGAAGAAAACUUCUGUUUUGUAUACUUUAAAUGUUUAUUCAGGUCCCCCUUCUUAGGUCACAUAUGAUGAAGCAGAGAGUACUUUUCACCCGAUAUAGCUGUGUUACAACAAUAAAAGUUAUGAGGUAAAGUCACUGGUGUUAACCAUUUUUUAGUCAGAGAAGUACAAAUGUUUGCAACUUUAAGAAAAACCAAUAAGCAGCAACAAUUAUUCAGUCAACAAACAUGAAAUACCAAAGGCCAAAUAUCCCACAGUACCUGUCACCAUGGAACUCGAUAUUUAGAUGGAGGAUGAGACACAGAUAACUAUAACGAACAACAUUACAUAAUAAUUGCAUUAGUGCCGCAUGAAGUCUAAGGUGGAAGCUCAUUAAUUGUUGCACAAAAAGCUUCAACACAAAUUUCUUUGUAACAACCAGCUCCUAAAAGAGUCUUGCUUUUAUAAAAAAAAAAAAGAGUUUUUCCUUCUGCUUUUCUGAGAUAUAUCUGUUAAGUAAAAGGAGAUGUGCUUACAAGGGAUCAGGAGUGCUGAAGAUGGUAGCCAGGAUACUAAUCAUUGUUGUUCCCAAAUGUGACUUCCCUCUAUUUGAAAUCCUUAUUUUUCCAUGUAUUUACAUAUUGCCUGCAUUGUUUGAAGCUGUCAUUACGUUGUGGUUAGACCUAUCAGCAAAAAGACAGAAAGGGACUUGGAAAUAGGAUCAAGAUUGUAGUAAGAAGAAUGAGCAUAAUUUUGUGAUGACAUGCAUGCAGUGAGCAGUGUUGUUAUGCUGCUCUGGUUAAUUGACCAAUAUCAGUUCUCAAAGUUCUCCCUCAUAAAAUAGAAGGUAAAGGGACUCAAAGAACACUUUUCCACUCUUUAGUUUACUUAGGAGAUUGAAAUAUUCCAGACUGGAAUCCUGUUAUGUGUUAGAAUAUUAGAGAGUAGAAGAAUGAAUGCUAUGGGGGGGGAGCGAGGAAGGAAGGAGAACUAAGGCCUUUCCUAAGACAAAAGAACUGGAUGUUUUGAAGAGGAAGCAGCUCCUUAUCUUCUAAAAAAUGAUGAUGCACAUGCACAGGUUGUCAGUUGAAAAAUCAUUCGGUGUCUGAGGAAGAAGAAAUGAAUAGUGCUAGCUGGCACCUCCUACCUGAGGGAGACUGUUUGAUCUGACAGCAAUAAUAAAGCCUGUUGUUUUC
Molecule: messenger RNA, 6221 nt
Organism: Phascolarctos cinereus (koala)
Lineage: Eukaryota; Metazoa; Chordata; Mammalia; Diprotodontia; Phascolarctidae
Source: RefSeq, a predicted model, not a curated record